Messenger RNA from Ornithodoros turicata, 1018 nucleotides. RefSeq names its product protein OPI10 homolog. The record is from RefSeq and is a predicted model, not a curated record. Bases 194 to 790 code for a protein of 198 amino acids. Lineage: Eukaryota; Metazoa; Arthropoda; Arachnida; Ixodida; Argasidae. The transcript has 4 exons. Gene Ontology annotation, molecular function: nuclear import signal receptor activity; Hsp70 protein binding. Gene Ontology annotation, cellular component: cytosol; nucleus. Gene Ontology annotation, biological process: protein import into nucleus.
CCACGCCAAUCCAACAGCAUCCACAAUUCUUGUGCGUGAGGCGAUGUCUCCUGCUUUUUAUAGUUUGGCUUCAUCGAUAACUUUGCCUCAAUUUAUGCAGUGGCAGCUGUUUACGUUUUGAGGAGAAGUAUUUUUAAACCCGGAGCAUUUCACGCUUGAAGUGGUCCCUUCCUGGAACGCUUGUGUUUGAAACAUGAGCCUAUUUGGCGUGAUCGUCACCGGCCGUCUGGUGCAGACAGAUUUUCAAAUCGUCGAACAAAAUAAGUUUCUGCUCAACAUUCCGGAUCCUGACAGCAUUAAUCACAUAGUCGUAUUCAUGACCGGGACACAACCUUUUCCGGACGGACUGGGAGGUUCUGUUUACUUCAGCUGGCCCAGUCCUAACGCAGUGGGAAGCUGGCAGUACCUGGGUUUCAUAUCGAACGCAAAACCAAGCGCAAUUUUUAAAGUCUCGAAGAUAAAAGAAGAAUCCACGACUCCUCAUGCGUUCUCAGCUCACGGUUUCUCAAGCGUUGCCCAGAUUGGUAUUUCGGUGGAACCGCUCUCGCAGAUUGAGUUCCAGACGACGACUACAGCCACCCCAAAGGCGGUAGACUCCUACACCGAAUUUUGCACCAAAAUGCUGGAGAACUUGUUUAACUACUUGGCCUCAUUCAGUGCAUCACCACAGCAACUUGCCCCUCAAGCCAACGACACCUUUUUCCCGAUGCGAGCUUUGGAACAGUGGUACGGCAACUUCCAGCGGCGCUUCUCGCAGAACCCUAACUUCUGGAAGCAAAGUGCAUCUUGAGAGUGAUUUAAUCGUGUUGCAUUGUGACUUUCAUCAUGCUGGAACCAAGUAACGUUGUGCAGUAUUAACAACACAACUCAUUCCUAAUAUUAAUCAUUUAUGCUACAUGUGUUUUGAGCACAGACUAGUCUCCAUUAACAUGAAGCUCUCAGACGACUAUGGGAUAGCGUGGAUGCACUGUUAUUGACAUGCAGCUUACUUGAAAAUAAUAAAACUGAAGUCUGUUUG